Cyprinodon variegatus (sheepshead minnow) is the source of this 1573-nucleotide messenger RNA. RefSeq names its product transmembrane protein 184B-like. The record is from RefSeq and is a predicted model, not a curated record. Bases 402 to 1511 code for a protein of 369 amino acids. The transcript has 9 exons. Gene Ontology annotation, molecular function: transporter activity. NCBI's taxonomy places the organism in Eukaryota, Metazoa, Chordata, Actinopteri, Cyprinodontiformes, Cyprinodontidae. Gene Ontology annotation, biological process: transport.
CAGAGCUCCUGCUAACGGCUCGCGGCUACCAGCUAGUGAUAUAUCGGUGAGCGGUCCCUCUGCUUUGGACUGCCUCAUUAUUUUUUUUUUCUCUUCACUAACUAGAAGUUAAAAUAAUCUUUAUUUGCUUUCUCUGCCAUUACAGUGAGUUUUUUUAGGCUGUAAGGCUAAUGCCACAGAGCUAGCAGCAGCGAGCGAGAGAGCGACUCUAUCCAGCUUUCCUGGGAAGAGGGGGAGAAGUUUCCGGUGUUCAGACAAUAAUGCAGUGAUUUUACAUACGUGGCUCGUUGUCGACUCAAUAUUUAGCCCCUUUAUCUUUUAUGUUGGACUCCAUAAAGUUGUACGACCAGCUGGAGAUGAAGAGAUAAAUUGAUGCUUGGAUUUAAACAUCUGCAAAGGAGAUGAGUCAGCUUUGGUGGCGAGCCAAGCGCCUGUCGGAGAGGUUGGGAAGCGACUCUCCUGAUGGCCUUCCUCCAGGCUCUCCGAGCACCGUGGCCCCCCAGGGGUCCAACUCUUCCUGGGCGCCCAUUGCCCCGGUGGUCCGACCCGAGGAGCCGAUCUUCCUCAUGACGUCCACUGCCCAGACUAUCUCCGGGUUCUUUGUCUGGACAGCGCUUCUCAUCACGUGUCACCAGAUCUACAUGCACCUGCGUUACUACAGCUCUCCGAAUGAGCAGAGGCAUAUUGUCCGGAUCCUCUUCAUAGUCCCCAUCUAUGCCUUUGACUCCUGGCUCAGCCUCCUUUUCUUCACCAACGAGGAGUACUACGUAUACUUUGACACAGUCAGAGACUGCUACGAAGCUUUUGUCAUCUACAACUUUCUUAGUUUGUGUUAUGAAUAUCUGGGCGGAGAAAGCGCCAUUAUGGCUGAAAUCCGAGGAAAACCCAUCGAAUCCAGCUGCAUGUAUGGAACCUGCUGUCUGUGGGGGAAGGCCUACUCCAUCGGUUUCCUCAGGUUUUGCAAACAGGCCACGCUCCAGUUCUGUGUGGUUAAACCUCUGAUGGCGGUCAUCACCGUCAUCCUUCAGGCCUUUGGGAAAUACAAAGAUGGAGACUUUAAUGUGGCCAGCGGCUAUCUGUAUGUCACCAUCAUCUAUAACAUCUCUGUCAGUUUGUCGCUCUACGCGCUCUUCCUCUUUUACUUUGCCACGCGUGAGCUGCUGGUCCCUUACAACCCCGUGCUCAAGUUCUUCAUGGUGAAGUCUGUCAUCUUCCUCUCCUUCUGGCAGGGGAUGCUUCUGGCCAUCCUGGAGAAAUGCGGCGCCAUUCCUCAGAUCAACUCUGCCGAUUUCUCAGUGGGAGAAGGAACGGUGGCGGCCGGAUACCAGAACUUCAUCAUCUGCAUCGAGAUGUUCUUCGCUGCUGUGGCGCUGCGCCACGCCUUUACCUACAAGGUCUACAUGGACAAACGGCUGGACUCCUACGGCUCCUUUCCAAUCUACGGACAAUACGGUAGGACCAACGUCGGCUCUCUUUCUUCUUUACCCCCCCACUGUGUGUCAGAAGGCUGAUUCUAUCGUGUUUAGUGAUCUAUUGCUUUGGUGGCUCGUCUCAAUGUUCUGUGAAAUAAUUU